Molecule: messenger RNA, 2166 nt
Organism: Nymphaea colorata (pocket water lily)
Lineage: Eukaryota; Viridiplantae; Streptophyta; Magnoliopsida; Nymphaeales; Nymphaeaceae
Product: U3 small nucleolar RNA-associated protein 18 homolog
Exons: 2
Coding region: 248-1957 (569 amino acids)
Biological process (GO): rRNA processing
Cellular component (GO): Pwp2p-containing subcomplex of 90S preribosome; small-subunit processome
Molecular function (GO): protein binding
Source: RefSeq, a predicted model, not a curated record
AACCGGUGUUAUCAAACGCCGUUAACUUUUCCUCGGUAAAAAAUGAAAUCCAGGGUAAACUUCUCCGGGAAAAAAGUCGGACCCCGUUGAGGGCUUGCUCGACUCCUCCUUCGACUCUCUGCCUUCUUCUUCGACCGCUCGCCCGACCGCUCGCCGUGCGCCACUGCCGCCACUCUGCAUCCAGCCAUUGCCGUGGUCCUUCGGAAGUUGAGAUACACGUGAAAGCAGGGCAAGUUAAUAAUUUGAGAUGGGUUUGGUAUCUCAGAAUGCUCUAUCUAGGAAGCGGUCAAGUGACAAUAAUCAAGCUAACCUCAAUCAAGAUAAUGCUGGAGAAACUGGUGAUGCUUCUGCAGAUCCAAAAAGUCAAAGAAGGAAACAAAAACGUGAUGCUUCUGCCAAAAAGAAGGAACAUAAAGUUGCCAGUGAGAUGCAGGAGAUGAAGAAGCUGGAGGGCUUCCUGUUUGGCCCUCUUCAUUCUUCUGUUGGAUUUGGUAAAGAGGCGGCAAAAGAUACAGGAGAAGAUAUGAAUGAGGAUGGUGUUUUUUUGUCUAAAGAUUGGUCAUCUGCUACUGAUGUUAUUCUUCAUGAGGGUAAUAUUCUUCAUGAGGAUAAUGAGGUAGACAGGGAAGCUUCCAUGAGUGAUGAAGAGAGAGAGCCACACGAGACAAGGAAACCUGUAUGGAUUGAUGAAGAAGAACAAGUAGCGAAAAUCAACAUAGCCAAAACCAACAGGCUAAGAAAAUUAAGGGGAGAAGAAGGUGAGAUAUUGGUCAGUGGAGCUGAUUAUGUUGCAAGAUUAAGGUCACAGCAUCUUAAGCUGAACCCCAAAACUGAGUGGGCGGAGCUUGGGUGGAGGUCUGAGAGAGAUGCUUUUGAUGACGAAUCAGAUGAAGAGAAUGAAUCAGUCCGAGCUCAAGGUCAUGGUGCCAAUGGCAACAACAUCCUUUUGUCGAGUGAGGAUGCAGUAGUAAGGAGCACAACAAAAUUAUUGCCUGGGCUCCUUGAGUUCUCAAGAUUGAUAGAUGGCAAUGCAGAGGACCCUUCAAAUGGCCCCAUUACAUCAGUUGAGUUCCACAGGAAUGCCCAGUUGUUGCUUACAGCUGGACUUGAUAAAAAGCUUAGAUUCUUUCAGAUCGAUGGAAAGAGAAACACUAAGAUACAAAGCAUUUUUCUUGAGGAUUGUCCCAUUCGUAAAGCUUCAUUCUUGCCUGAUGGAUCACAGGCCAUCAUCAGUGGAAGAAGGAAAUUUUUUUACAGUUUAGAUAUAGUAAACGCCAAGGUUGACAGAGUAGGCCCAUUGAUGGGCAGAGAAGAGAAGAGCUUGGAAUCGUUUGAAGUAUCCCCUGAUUCUAGUACUAUUGCAUUUACCGGCAACGAGGGAUAUAUUCUUUUAGUCUCUUCUAAAUCUAAGCAGCUAAUUGGAACUCUAAAAAUGAAUGGAACUGCCCGAUCCUUGGCAUUUGCUAAUGAUGGACACCAGCUGUUGAGCUCGGGUGGAGAUGGGCAUAUCUACUCUUGGGACCUUAGGACAAGAAAAUGCUUCCACAAGGGCAUUGAUGAUGGUUGCAUUAAUAGCUCUGCUUUGAGUGUUUCAAAAGAUAGUACUGUCUUUGCUGCAGGUUCGGAUAGUGGAAUUGUUAAUGUUUAUAACCGGGAUGAGUUUCUUGGAGGCAAAAGAAAACCAAUGAAAGCUCUUACCAAUUUAACUACUAAAGUGGACGGGUUGCAGUUUAAUCAUGAUGGUCAAAUCCUGGCCACCUUUUCAAGCAUGAAGCGUGAUAGCGUAAAGUUGGUUCAUGUACCAUCUCUGAGUGUAUUCUCAAACUGGCCCCCUUUGAAACAUAACCUGCAGAAUGUGCAGUGUUUAGAUUUCAGUCCUCGUGGAGGUUUGAUGGUCCUAGGAAAUGCUGCUGGAAAGGUGCUGUUGUAUAAGCUUCACCAUUAUGAACAUGCAUAAUUUGAUAGUAAUCAUAUAAAUUUUCUUCUUUGCAAUCAUAUGGCUCAUUUGAAUUAUGUCUUAUCCUUGAAUACACAUUGUUCUAAACAUUUUUGUCAUGCCACAGCCUCCCUUUGGAGUUCUAAUGUGUAUGUGGUAAUAACAAUGCAUGUCUUUGCAAAAUAUUGCUUUAAUUGGAAGAACUUUGCAAUAAUGCUAUUCUUACAUUA